UCACCGCGCAGCAACAAUCAUGGAAUCCAAGGAAUAGUGGUAGAAGCUUGACAUAUAUAGUGUAUAAAAAUACGUUUUAAUCGCAUUAAUAAAUGUUAUAUCUUGUUGCAUUGUAUAGUGAUUUAAAAAAGAGAAGUCACUAUUUGCAAAUAGUGCAUAACACGUUUAUACACGUUUCGUACUGCGCAAGAAGCGGGAGAGGUAGCAAAUCGGAUAGUUGCGUGCUGUUUUAUUCGGUGUUUGCUUCCUGUUUGUGAACUUCUUAAAAACUACUUACGUUUAUCUUACAUUUGACGAAGUCUUGUGUGCUUGUGCACCCGACAAAAAUUUUUUACUGUAUAAUGGGUUAAUAUUUUAGCUUUUACAUUGGAAUGUUAUAUGACAUCUUAUAAAACACAUGGCAGACCAGGAUAGUACAAAUUAUCAUGCACUUUGUGCAAAUGAUGAUGAUGAAAUUGAUGGUCUAAACAAGAGGUUGUUACAGUUGUUGUCUGCGACAAAGACUCCACCAAAAACUGAUAUUAAAAGUAGCACAUCUGAACCAUUGUGUAGUUUUAAUAAUGAUAGUAAUAGCCUCAGAGAUGAAAAUAAAGCAUCUAUCAGUUCCCCGAUGCUUAGUCAUUAUAAAUAUGACUGUUCCUUUUCGCAUCAUGACAUGCCAGUUAAUUUGUCAACCAUGCCAAAUUAUCUCCCUCCUAUUGGAGUAUUCUGGGACAUAGAAAAUUGUCAUGUUCCAAAAGGAAGGUCUGCCAUAGCUGCAACGCAAGUAAUUAGGGAAAAAUUUUUUAGUGGUUAUAGAGAAGCAGAAUUUAUUGUGGUUUGUGAUGUUUGUAAAGAGAAUAGUCAGGUUGUAAAAGAAUUGAAUGAUGCUCAGGUCAAUCUAAUACAUGUUGCUAAAAGAUGCAAAAAUGCUGCUGAUGAAAAGCUUAAACAAUCUAUUAGGAGAUUUGCUGACAUUCAUGGAAGUCCAGCAGCUGUAAUUUUAAUAUCUGGUGAUAUUAAUUUUGCUGCUGAUCUUAGCGACUUGCGUUAUAGAAAGAAAAUUCAUGUGAUACUUUUACAUAUGAAGAACACGUCUGAAGCAUUAAUAGUAUGCGCUAAUGAGCAUUAUGACUUUUUAGAACUUAUGGAAUCACUGCCGUCCAGAACUGUAAAGGUUGCUGCACAUUAUGACCUUCUAGUUAGUAACCUUCCUGAAGAUCAAAAUGUUAUAUCAAUUAAACGUCGACUCAAACAAUUGUCCGAAAAUUGUGGCGGCCGAGUAAUAGAAAUUCAAUCAAAUACUGCAACUGUGCGCUUCACUUCAAAAAUCUUUGCAAUCAGGGCUCAGAAGCGUAUGGAUGGAGAAAUUGUCCUUGGUUCGAAAAUUUGUGUAAAAUUCCAAAAGGAGAAAAGAAGUAAUUUUCAUAAAAUUCAAGGAUAUUCUACAGGGAGAAACAGUACUGUAAGCGAUUCAGAAAUUGUUACUAGUUCUCCUAAACAAAUGUAUAGUGCGGGCACUUCGAUAACGGGCGGAAGGGCCCUUCAUAUUCCACAUUAUCAGUCAUCAUCGCCGGUUAUUGGAACAUAUUCCGGAUGGAGUGCCCAUUGUGCUCCUGUUUCAGCGCCACCGGGAAUGCUCCAACCACCACCUGUCUAUGUUGGGAGACCAUAUUCGAAUAAUAGUAAUGUAAGUUUUAAUAGAAAUUAUAAUGAACUAACAAGGGUCCAAUCUCCACUGCUUUGGCAAGUCUCUGGUUCUCAACAAUUUAGUCAUAUGUGGGAAGAGCAGUAUAAAGUGGAGAAAACGAAAGUACUUAGUAGAAGAAUUCAUAUCCCGCAGGUUCGGGAUAAUGGAGUAGCGAGUAAUACACCUCGAACUCCAGAGAAUUUAAGACGUAUCAGAGGAACGCACACGUCCUUUGUUCAACCUUCUGAAUGGGUUGGAUCAAGACAACACCCUCCAUUAAAUACUUCAGUAAAUUUCAAUGGAACUGUUCAUUCUCAAUCAAAUUUUAAACGUCGCAGUCCAUCUCCAAUGUGUGAUAUACAACCACGAGAACGCCAGCAGUGGAAUGGACAGAAUCAACACUCUGUAUCUAUGCGAAGUUCUAGAACACCUUCACCUUAUGAAAAUACAGUACAAACAGGAAACCAGCAAAACAGUCAUACUUCACCUUACCAUCUAGGUGAUACAGAAAAUGAUGAAGUUGAGAAAUUUUUCAACCCAAUAAACAAUCAUAAUGGCUCUUCGAUGAGCAACGAAACGUGUACGCCUAUAGAAUUGCAAGUAACUAAUUUAGACCAAAGUAUUAAUCCAAAGAAAAUGAGACACAUGCUUGCCUCUAUUUUCUUGGAACACGUGAUGGUGUUAAAUGUUUCUAUGUUCACACAAUCGGAUGGUAACUUUGCAGCAAGCGUGAAAGUACCUUCAUUAUCAGACGCGCAGUAUGCAAUUUCUCAAUUACAUCGGCGUAAAGUAGGAUAUAAACGUAUUUUGAUAGCGUAUGCUCAUAGUGGCAGAGCAAGUCCUCAGGUUGUGCGAGCACAGAUCGUAAUGUUACUGCAAGAAGUACCCGGCCAUAAACUUCCUCUUUUUAAAUUCCGGGAAAUGUACGAGAGCCGUUUCAUGAUUUCCAUCAGCGUCUCCGAAUUGUAUAAGAUGAAAGAUGUUUGUAUCGUGACGGAAGAUCCUGGUGGUAGAAUGGUAUCCCUUAAUCCGGAUCACAGGAACACUCCAUCGCCAUGUUUCAAUACUACAACUCAGGAGGAGCAAGUAGAGCUCCCAUAUUGUACUAUUCAUACGUUAAAACCGUGGUCCGAUAAAGGAUGGGCUGAGCAGAAAGUAGCGUCACUUCCGAAUGUAAAAAUUUCAUUAAAACUUCUUGAUCCACGUAUACAUCAGUUACUUAUCACGCACAAUGGAAGUUUACCAUUACCUAGUUUGCCAAAUUGUUACGAGGCCGAAUUUAAAGAGAAAUUAGAAGUCUGUGAAAAUGGAGUACCUUUAGAACACUUAGUAUCUUGUUUAUCGUGCGUUGAAUUGAAACAAGGUAUUGGUAGUGUAAAAUAUCUUAUUUGGACGGGAAAUAAAACUCACGAUAAUAACCACGAAGAAACAAAAUGCGUAAGUCCUCCGCUUGCAAAUCAAUUAUCACUUUUUAGCCGUGAAUUAGUCGAUCUUUUAAAAACUGCUCCGCAUUGCCAAUUGCCAUUUAAUCGAUUUAUACCUGCGUACCAUCAUCAUUUUGGAAGACAAUGUAGGGUGGCUGAUUAUGGAUUCACUAAACUUAUCGAUUUAUUAGAAGCUCUUACUCAUACAGUACAAGUAAUGGGCGAAGGAAACAAUCGCGUGGUAACAUUAUCUCAUCGUGCACAAGUACGUCGUUUUACGUCUGAUCUGCUAAGAGUUUUAAAAUCUAAAGCCAGUAAACAAGUAGUGCUUUCAGAAUUUCCAAGUGUUUAUUCCAGAGUAAUAGCUAAACCAUGGGAUAUCGUGGAUUAUGGUGUAUGCGAGAUGGAAGAUAUUCUUAGCGAGGUAUCAGAAAAUACUGUGGUGGUUACUACGGUCAACGGCGGAGAUAAAAUGAUAGCAAUUCCUAAACGGGAACAAACUGCGGAAGAAAUCGAGCGAACGAAACAAUUUGCUGUAGAGGUUAUAGAAUUAUUGCGACACGCGCCUCAGUGUAGGAUGCAGUUCAAUAAAUUUGUGCCAUCAUAUCAUCAUCAUUUUGGUCAUCAGUGUCGUGUAUCAGAUUAUGGUUUCACUAAAUUAAUCGAACUAUUUGAAGCUAUACCAGAUGUGGUGAAAAUAGAAGACGAUAAUUCUGGUGAAAGACAAAUUUCUUUAACAGAGAAAGAAGGUCUUCGUGUGCUUUCUGAACAGAUAUCAAAGUUAGUUACGCGAUCAAAAGGUUGCCUUAGCAUUUCAAACAUCGCGCAACAUUUCCUAAGACAAUUUGGUUAUGCAUUGAAACCAGAAUCGUUUGGAUGUUCCUCUGUAAUGCAACUAAUGCAAAAACUUGGAAGUACCGUAAAGAUUAUGUAUUUGACGACCGGACCGGCAAUUGUAAUGGUAGAUAAAUCUCAUCUGCAACAAUUGACUCUACAGUGUCGUCGAAUGUUGAUGGAUAAACCCCAACAUAAGAUGUCAGUCAAGGAGUAUCAACAAUCAUAUAUUCAGCAUUACUUGAAAUCGUGCAACAUAGAGGAACUGCAACAAAACUUGUCUAAUGUAGUUCAAUUUACAACGAUGAAUGACGAAGAAUUUAUCCAACUUACUCCAUUACAUUCUUUCGCUUGUAAUUUAUAUCGUGUAAUGAUGAAUUAUGGUGGAACAUUGAAAUUUUCACAGUUUGAAACUGCAUAUUUAUCUACUGUCGGUUGUGUCUGUAAACCUGCAGACUACGGUUUUCCAACAAUUUUCUCACUUCUGCAAGCUCUACCUUGUACAGUAACGAUAAAACUGUCACGGCGAAAGAAAAGUAUCAUAUAUCUGAACAAAAAAAUAGCCGCUGCUGGUAUAUCAUUACCACCAACCUAUACAUCAGCAUCGUCGUAUCGUGAUACGGAUUCUAGUAACGAAUCAUUUGAAAGCGAUUCGUCUUCUCGUGUCAACACUUUAAAUAAUUCGGUCGCAACAGAAGAGCGUGCACAGUGGACAGGACAAACAAGCGAAAAUCAGAAUUCUUGGAAAGAGACAGAUGAGAAUAAUUUGUGGGUGAAGGAAUCGGAGAGAUCGUGGAAAUCGUCAGCUUCAGAAAAUCAGUUAGUCAGUUGGUCAUUACAGGAAAAUGGAAGCGAAAGUUUUCUUAAAAACUUGAUGCAGACAUCAAUUACAUCGCGUGGUUUUCCACCUCCACCUCCUAAACCAGAUUCUCCACCUGAGGGAAACUUGAACAAAAAUCAAUGGGAUUCAUCUGUUUGGAUGACUCCAACAAAGUUUACAUAUUCACAGGAUGAACAUACUACCAAUGUACAGGUUCCUCCUAUUACAUUACCUCCUUCCUGGAAUCAACUCGUGUCUAGUGAUAGUGCAUCUAAUUUAUUAUCACCAACAAGGAACUUAUUACCUGCUGCAGCAAAUCCUUUAAACCCACGUACUUCACCCUACUAUUCGUCCAAAUUUAAUUUAGUCGUUGCUCCUCAUCCUUCUGAGUUGCCACUUCCUUCGUUAUCCUUAACUCCUAAAAAAGGUGUAUCAUCGGAAAACGUUACAACCGAUGAAACUUCGAUGAAUAAGUUAGAAAAUACUGUUAAUAAUUCAACGGAAGAAGCAAGUGUCAAAAGUAAUGGAAACGAUAGCAGUAACGUGGAAGAUGAUAACGAUAAGGAAAAAUACAGUACUUCUAUAAAGCAGUUAUUUACGAGUAAACGUCGUUUAGCUGCUCAGUUUAAUCGACCUAUCGAGUCGUGAAUGAUAAAGUCAAAUACGAAAAAAGUGUACAAACGCACCAGGUACACUACAGAAGCGAAGAAACUGACAUCGAAAACGUCAUGUAGUGUGUUAAUGUGAUUAAUUUAAAAAAAAAAAUGAAAAAAAAGAGGAGGAAUUUAUAACAUCUCGGUAGGCUGUCACACUGCGGGACAAUACCUAUACACCAUUCCCCGAAUGAUGGUAGGUACCCCUCAUUUAUAUUUAAAAUAUACGGUAGUAAUAUCGAUUUGAUACAUACAGAAUAAAAAGAACAGAAUUUAUUUUCAAGAAGUAUGAAAAUAUACAUAUAUAUAAAUAUCUAUAUACUAAGUGAUUAUGAUUUCUGGUUUGAAAAGUAUAAAUAAGUGUGCGGCGUUUAUACCGAGUGAUAUACACUGAUUGUAUUAUGUAUCAAAUUCAUGUAGCAUUUUUCAUACUGUGAUAUAGAAUAGAGAAAGUGCAAAUGAUAUGUAAUAAUACACGAAAAUAAAAUUAUAAAUGGGUAAUAAUUGUACACGUGUCGUAGGAUUGGGUCAGAGUCAUUCAGUAAGUCAUAUUUAUUUCAUUGUACUGAAAAUAUAACUUCAAAAAGAUUAUCCAUGAAACCAUAUGAUAUUUUGAAAAUAAAGUUUCGUUUAUUAUUCAUACUUAAUGUUACAUAACAAAAUACGUGUCAAUUGAAACUUUAUUGGCUCAACCCUAUUGUAAAUUACUAUCAGAGAAUUGUAUUCAGAAAAUGAAGAUCAUUAAAUUAUUUAUCUCAACAAUCACGUUAUUAACAGUUGCAGAAUUGAAUGUAAUUCAUUCUUUUUAUUGUGUAUUCAUUUACUAUGUAUUUUUGUUUGUACAAUUAUUUUUCCCAUUCGCGUUAGAGAUUUUCAUUCAUUACUGUCUGUUCGUUUUUACGGCAUACAUGAUUUUUUAAUUAUAUUGUGAAUGAUUGUGUAUGAUAUUUUGAAGUGUUAUCCUAUUUUGUUGUAUACAUGAAAAUACUUUUAACUAAGGAAAUGUUUAUUGAACUUAAAUAUAAUAGUCACUAUUAAUUAGCUCAAAAUCGCAAAAAUGGAAGAACCGUAUGAUGUUAUAAAAUGAAAUUUUUUAUUGAGAUUAAUUCGCUGAAAAGGAUUGUUAAAACGUGACAAAUAAUUAAAUGUUUUAUCGAGUGUCAGACAGCCAGAAGAAUGCAAAAAAACAAUUGUAUCAAUCAGAUUGUAGCAUCUAAUGUUACUUUUAGUAAUGAUACUAUUUUAUUAGAAUGUUUUCUGUUUUCAGUAUCAGCUGAGAAAAAUUAGAAAAAAAGCUAUUAUUCAUAAUGGCAUUGAUUAUUUAGAAAAGAAAAUAUGCGAUUAGUAGAUGUAAUGCAUGAUGCAAGUGAAUCUUUUUGAAUAAUGUGUAAAUGAUCUCAUGUUUUACUUUAUUUUUAAAAAAGCGUUUUAUCGGAAAUAAUAUAUGCGUAGAAUUUCGAAAACGCGAGGGAGCCUGGAUCAAAAAUAUUAGAUAUGAAUCGCUAGAUUUGUGCACAAUAGUUGCCACAGAAAAAUGAAUACUCUAGGUUCGGUACAUUGCUUGAUACAUAGCCAAAAAUAUAAAAGUAUAAUGAUGAAUUGAUCUGUUUGUAUUAAAUUUACGUGAUUCAUUAAACGACAAUCAUAUAUUAGUAUUUUAGGGUUUUAGGCUUCCUAAAUUCAAUUUUGUAUUAAUUUAUUUAACUGGAAUGAAGUAACUAUGUUUACAUGUUACUAUAUUUAUUACAUAGGAAUGAAUUCUAUUGUAUUUUAUAUUUAUAUGAAAGAAAUGAUCAUUUUUUUAA
Molecule: messenger RNA, 7205 nt
Organism: Osmia bicornis bicornis
Lineage: Eukaryota; Metazoa; Arthropoda; Insecta; Hymenoptera; Megachilidae
Gene: Marf1
Product: meiosis regulator and mRNA stability factor 1
Exons: 27
Coding region: 398-5395 (1665 amino acids)
Biological process (GO): post-transcriptional gene silencing
Cellular component (GO): cytoplasm; peroxisome
Molecular function (GO): CCR4-NOT complex binding; mRNA base-pairing post-transcriptional repressor activity; RNA nuclease activity
Source: RefSeq, a predicted model, not a curated record